UUUCCAUCCAAAAGUAAUUUAAAUUGUACAGAUUGAACAGGACUUCCAAGGAGAAUUGCUGUCUCAUUUUGGUUUAAAAUGAUUACCAAACUAUUCAUUAUUUUAGCACUGAUCACAUUUAGUCAGACUACCGACUAUUGCAACAAACAGUUAUGCCAACGCAUUGUGGGUGGAAAAUUGUUGCAGCACAUUGGAUGUAAAAACAACGGAAAUUUCGGACCAAAAUGUCCCAAAGACCGAAGUAUCGAACCAAUGACGGCAGAACGCAUUUCUCUUUUACUGCAGUCACACAAUCAACUGCGAAGUGAUAUUGCCACUGGGAAAAUUCAAAGAUAUGACCAAGCCGAUCAAAUGAUUGAAAUGGAAUGGGAUCAUGAAUUGGCUCGACUGGCGGAAAUGAAUGUUAAGACCUGUAUAUUUGCGCAUGACCAAUGCAGAAGCACAGAUCAGUAUCCAUUACCUGGUCAAAACAUUCAUAUAACUUGGUUCAAAAAUCAAGAUUACGAAGAUGUUGAUUUUAAUUUGGUCGAGUCCACAAAAUCAUGGUUCCGCGAACACGAACUGUGCGACAUGUCAUUUAUCCACAGCUACCGAAGAUCUGAUAAAAAAAUUGGCCAUUUCACCCAGAUUGUAAAGGCUGCUGCUGAUAGAGUUGGAUGUGCCCUGGCGAAAUACGACGAUGGCAAACAGAAAAAUAUGCUUUUGACUUGUAACUACUCCGUGGGAGACAUACUGGAUGAGCCAAUUUACACAACGGGGAAACCGUGUUCGAAAUGUCUGUCCGGUUGUAGUCAAUUGUACAGUGGAUUAUGCAAUUCGAAUGAAAAGACUUAUUGGGUUAAUGGCAAUGGAAACAAAUAUUAGAAUUUUUGUAAAAAUAUCAGAUUAGUAAUUUGAUGCGAUCGCAAAAUGUAUGUUACACCAGAUGAAGUAAAAGAUUUUGUGUUUCAA
This is a messenger RNA of Bradysia coprophila, 951 nucleotides long. RefSeq names its product antigen 5 like allergen Cul n 1-like. The record is from RefSeq and is a predicted model, not a curated record. Lineage: Eukaryota; Metazoa; Arthropoda; Insecta; Diptera; Sciaridae.